AUGCCCGGCUUGUGCUCGUUAACUGUGCGGGCGGGGAGAACGCCAUACUUGCGAGCUUCAUUACAGCAGAUCAAGCACUUCUCCAGCUCGCUACGGACAUGCGACUAUGCGGAUACACUUCCAAACCUCAAAAUUGGGGCACACACCAGAGUUUUGUUCCAAGGAUUCACCGGCCGACAGGCCACGGCAAAUGUGAAGGAAUCUCUGGAAUGGGGAACAAAGAUUGUCGGAGGCGUUAAACCUGGUGUAGAAGGGGAACACCUUGGGUUGCCUGUCUUCCCAUCUGUUAAAGCCGCUCAAGAGCGAGCGAAACCAGAUGCCUCGGCAAUCUAUGUGCCAGGAAAUCAGACAGCAAAGGCAAUUGAGGAAGCCAUCGAAGCUGAGAUACCUCUUGUCGUUGCAGUGGCGGAGCACGUCCCGCUUCAUGACAUUCUCAGACUCCACUCUAUACUCAAAACGCAGUCCAAAACUAGACUCGUCGGCGCCAACUGUCCAGGGAUAAUAUCAGCAAUUGGGAAAUGUCGCAUUGGAUUCCAGCCACUGCCGUGCUUCGCUCCAGGGAAGGUAGGAAUCGUUGCGAAGUCCGGUACUUUAAGCUAUGAGACUGUUGCUUCAACUACACGUGCGGGACUAGGCCAGAGUCUCUGCAUCAGUAUGGGCGGCGAUCCACUCGCGGGAACGAACUUUGUCGACGCCCUGAAGAUCUUUGAAAACGAUCCGGAUACAGAAGGUAUAAUCCUGGUUGGUGAAAUUGGCGGGACAGCCGAAAUGGAUGCGGCCGAGUGGAUUACGGAGUAUCAUCGCAGGACUACCAACCCGAAACCGAUUAUGGCUUUAGUCGGCGGUCGACAAGCUCCUCCCGGACGGAUCAUGGGCCAUGCAGGCGCCUGGACAGCACCCGGUGAGCCAGGGCCGGAGGAGAAAUAUCAAGCUCUUGAGCGCGCGGGCGCGGUCAUGGUUAACCACCCAGAGAAGUUUGGUGAGGGAAUGAAGGCCCUUCUCUCCAACCGGUUUGGCACUACAAGCCAUGGCUCCGUAUUCGGAAACCAGAGAAGAGGCAUGCACACAAUGAGACGAGCCAUGCUAGGGCGCCAACAAUCCCUUCCAAGAACCCAGUCCCGAACUCUAUAUAUCAAGCAAUUCCAAGCCCUCGACAUGCUCAAACAAAUUGGAAUAUCCGUUAAUGAGACCACACCAUCAGCGUCGGACUUUCACCUCUCCCUCACUAUUGACAGAACCGCACUCUCUCCCGCGCUCAUCGCCUCCACGUCCGCUGGCUUUGAGUCCAGCAGCUCUGUCCGUAUUCCCUUCGCAUAUACUAAAGGAAGCUUUAGUGCUUCGGACUUAGUCGUCGCAGCGGUUGCGACUCAACUUGGUCUUUCAACGUCAGCACAUGAGAAAAUCGCAGAGCUUGUCCAGGCCCUGUGGCAGAUUUUCAAACAGAAAGAGGCGUUUGUGUUGGAAGUUCGAGUGGGUGAUAGUGCCCCUGGGAAUGCUUUGGAGGUGCGGGGCGCGAGGUUUGGUUUUGAUGAUGCUGCCUUCCGGAGCUCAUCACGGCAAAAGGAUGUCCAUGUUCUUCGAAGUGUCGAGGAAGAAGUUCCCGAGGAGGUGGAAGCAGAGAAGGACGGUAUCGUCUACGUCAAACUCAAUGGCGAAGGAAGCAUCGGUACUUUAGUCAACGGCGCUGGCCUAGCGAUGAAUACUGUCGACGCCCUUACGCACCACGGCGGCUCAUGCGCCAAUUUCCUCGACACUGGCGGCAAGGCGACUUCUGAGACAGUCAAGUCCUCCUUCCGGUUCAUAGCCUCGGACCCUCGAGUCAAGGCCAUCUUUGUGAAUAUCUUCGGCGGCUUGACGAGGUGUGACAUGAUUGCUGAGGGCAUUAUUCUUGCGUUCAGAGAUCUGAAGAUGAGCGUGCCGGUGGUGGUGAGGCUGAGGGGGACGAACGAGGAGAGUGGACAGAAGAUGAUUGCGGAGAGUGGGCUUCCGCUGCAUGCAUUUGAUAGUUUCGAGGACGCGGCAAAGAAGGUCAUUAGUCUUGCAAGGGGACAGUAG
This is a messenger RNA of Aspergillus mulundensis, 2055 nucleotides long. Its product is annotated as putative succinyl-CoA synthetase subunit alpha. Lineage: Eukaryota; Fungi; Ascomycota; Eurotiomycetes; Eurotiales; Aspergillaceae. Gene Ontology annotation, molecular function: succinate-CoA ligase (ADP-forming) activity; succinate-CoA ligase (GDP-forming) activity. The coding region runs from base 1 to 2055 and encodes 684 amino acids. Gene Ontology annotation, biological process: tricarboxylic acid cycle. Gene Ontology annotation, cellular component: mitochondrion; succinate-CoA ligase complex (ADP-forming). The record is from RefSeq and is a predicted model, not a curated record. The transcript is spliced from 10 exons.